Messenger RNA from Coregonus clupeaformis (lake whitefish), 3604 nucleotides. RefSeq names its product CREB3 regulatory factor-like. Gene Ontology annotation, biological process: response to unfolded protein; regulation of transcription by RNA polymerase II. Gene Ontology annotation, cellular component: nucleus. The record is from RefSeq and is a predicted model, not a curated record. Gene Ontology annotation, molecular function: DNA-binding transcription factor activity, RNA polymerase II-specific; RNA polymerase II transcription regulatory region sequence-specific DNA binding. Lineage: Eukaryota; Metazoa; Chordata; Actinopteri; Salmoniformes; Salmonidae.
UGUUUAUUUCCCCUUAGCCCGGCAUCAGUGGAAUGGAUCUUCCCUUUGGGGAUUUCUUUCAAAAUUAUACUUUUGCUGAUCAGUCGCUGACCAGCACGGACCUGUUGGCGAGUAGCACAGACCCAGACUUCAUGUACGAACUGGACAGAGAUAUGACUGGUCGCCAAAGUCCUAGAGUUGAUCACUUCACGGUGGGGGACUGCAAGGAGAUGAUGGAGUGUGGGGAGCACCUCAUGGAGCUGGUGGACAGCGAUCCGGCCUACAGCUCUAACUUUGAGCAGUGGGAUACGUACUGGGAGGACCUGACCAAGUACACCCGUUUCACCAGCUGUGACAUCUGGGGCACCAAGGAGGCAGGCCUGGAUGACUUCUCCAGCCCCUACCAGGACGAGGAGGUGAUUGGCCGGACCCCCACCCUGGCCCAGCUCAACAGCGAGGACUCACAGCCCCCUGUGUGCGACACGCUCUACCACCCUGAUCUGCUGAUAGGGGGCCAGAAGCAGCACACCUCCCUCCACCCACUCUCCCUGAGCAAGAAAACAGCCGCCCGCCCGGGCCCCUCCUCUUCCUGCUCCAACCUGGUCAGGAACCCCCUGGGCGACUUUGCCAAGGGUUCCCAGAAGGCCACCUGGCCUGUCCCGUCCAGCACAGAGACAAUGUCCAAGGCCCAGGGGACCAGCAAGAUGGCCACCCUGGGCUACCACUGCAAUGACUACGUGCGCAAGGCAAAGGUUCGCGUCAGCAUGCCCCACCGGCCCCUAGUCGACAUGCCCUCCCAUCAGGUUGAGGCUGAAAACCACUUCACGUACAGCAGCAAGCCCCCUGAGCUGGCCACCACGUCUGGCUGUGCUGCCCCCGUGGCUGCUCCUGCUACUGCAGCCUCUGCCUCCGCCUCCGCCAGCACCCUGGCCUAUGAGAAGACAGUAGAGCUGCCUCGCCGGGAGAUGCCACCUGCCUCAGUGGGCACGUCUGGAGCUGUGCCCCCCAUACUCCACUACCCUGUAGCUGGGGCUGGUGCCAGCGAGACCCUGCUGACUGCCAGUGGGAGUGACCCAGUCUCUGACAAGAAGAAGGAAGAGGAGCACAACUACUCCUUGUUCCUAACCCGAGCCAGGCUGGCCGGGAAAGCCCUCACUGAGAUGGAGGAAGAGGAGGAGGAAGAGGAGGAGGAGGAAGAGGAGGAGGUGGGGGAGGACGAAGAAGAUGCUGAGGGGGUGGAGCUGGAUGAAGAUCUGGAUGAAGAUCAUGAUGAGGGUUUUGGCAGCGAGCAUGAGCUCUCUGAGAACGAUGAUGAGGAAGAUGAGGAGGAGGACGAUGAUUAUGAGGAGGAUAAAGAUGAGGACAUGAGCGACGCCUUCUCCGAGCCAGGAUGUGACAAUGACGCGGUGGAGGACGUGAAGGGGCUGACGGCAGGGAUCUCCAGGAAGAGGGGCAAGCGCCGCUACUUCUGGGAGUACAGCGAGCAGCUCACCCCCAAGCAGGAACGCUUGCUCAAGCCCUCUGAGUGGGACAGAGAGACCCUGCCCAGCAACAUGUACCAGAGGAACGGCCCACACCAUGGGAAGUACACUCUGAAGAAGUCUCGGCGGACGGACGUGGAGGACUUGACCCCUAACCCUCGGAAGCUGCUGCAGAUCGGGAACGAGCUACGUAAGCUCAACAAAGUGAUCAGUGAUCUGACCCCGGUCAGUGAGCUGCCCCUCACAGCCCGCCCACGCUCCCGCAAGGAGAAGAACAAACUGGCCUCUAGGGCCUGUCGACUGAAGAAGAAAGCUCAGUAUGAGGCCAACAAAGUCAAGCUGUGGGGUCUGGGCACAGAAUACGAUCGGCUUCUGUUUGUCAUCAACACCAUAAAGGAAGAGAUAGUGAACAGAGUGCAGGAUAUCUGCGACGACAAGGGAACUAGCAUGACUGAAACUCUGGACAAACUCAUCGAAGAGACCCUUGUGAAGUCACCAGUUGCCGGGCAGACGUCUGACUUUGUUAACCAGAUCCUAGAGACCACUGGCAAAGGGGAUCCCACUGGAGGACUGGUCGGGCUGCGCGUACCCACGUCUAGAGUGUAGACGUCUGCUGAUGGCACACUCAAAGCCAUUCUUGUCCGACACUGUAACGGCACACCCUCUGCAUGCCCAUUCCAUCCAGGAAUCGCAUCACCAUGCCCUGUGGGAAGACAUACAUACCACGCUCCAAAUGUAUGUAUGUAUGUCUUCAUACUGUGAGCAUGUGCUGAAAUGAAACUUAGUAUCUAUCUCUGCACUUAGUAGUCUGUUACUCGCCAUUUGUGCGCGUGGCUAGUGCACAUGGCUAGUGAGGUUAGGGCCGCAGUGUUUGCGAAUUCAAAGCCACUAUGAAAAAUACCUCCCGAAAUGUUUAUGUUGAAAAAUCAAGCAAAACAGAAUGAUUAUCAGUUCUAGCUGUAGCCAUUUCCUGUAGCGUUCAAACUACCCGUUUCAUGCCUGCGUACCAGGGUGGGAAAGGCAACACAAGAUGCCGUUAUAUUUAGAGUGAGACGACGAGAUGGCACGAGAUAUUUGGUAUUGAAACCUAAAUAUUAACUUGUCAAUCCCAUGUCUUUGUCACCUUACUGAACUGUGCUUCCCAGAUGAAAAACAGCCACUGGGUAUUCCAUAGUGUAUACUGUUGUGGAGGUAUAGGGAACACUUCAUACCUGUUGUGGUCUGCUUUCCCAUUCUAGUACCAUGGCAUUCACAUAGGAGGAGAUGUUACCCAAUACUCUCAACCUGCCAACCACAUUAUAAGGCAACAAAAACACACAAGCACCUGAAAUACUACUAAUAUUAUGAAAAAAGGAAGUCUACUUUGACAGAAUGACGCUAAAAAAUAGGAUACACAGGAAUGCAGUGAGAAAGGUUGUUUUGCGAUUUGGCCUGAUGGUUCUAUAGUCCAUUGUCCUGUGUUUUUGCAGUUGAGAAGAUAUUUCAAAUAGACUUGAGCAGAAGGCCACUAUAUUCCCAUCCUUUGCAUGGGAAGAUUCUUAGUCAUCUGACUAUAAGCUAGAUGAUGUGAUUAUAACCAACCAUUCCCUCUAUCUAUAUACCCUUUGGUUGAAGUCUCUUCAAAUGAUAACACCAUUGGCUUCUUGCAAAGUAGGGAUGAGAGGGCUAAGAGUUUGAAGUUCCUUAGUUUGGUGUGUUCAUAUUUGUAUUUAAUAACAGUACUGUUCAUUGUGCCUUGUAUUUAAAGUGAGAUGAUUACACAAGUGGUUGAAGGAUAGUGGACCAUUUUACACUGAGGGAGAGCAGAACAUGGUGCAGGGAAGGUCAAGGGGUUUGUUAUGUAUUUCUGCUCUUUCAAGAUAUUCUGAAUGUACAUAAGAACAUGGAACAUGUAGAUAUAUGCCACAGAGUCUGUGCAUUGUAUUAUUAGAUGGCUCUGACAAAAAUGUACUUUGGUUAUCGGUACUUGGACUUUGGGGCAGGGGAUGGGAAUGGGAGGGUUAAAAAUAAUAUUCGUAUAGAAUUUGAAAAAUAUUUGCACACUAUAUUUUGAUUGCUUUUUGUACCAAAGACACAUGCAACGCAAACGGCGACUAGCCAGAUAAAGUAAGGUUUUGCACAGCUUACCUGACACCGUAUUGAAU